AUGCCACCGUGCCUCUUCCAAGCCUUCAAUGACGUGGUGACUCAACAGCCUCUCGCCGCAUCACCAUUCACCUACAAUCAGUCAGCUUCCAUGCCUUCCGUCAUCUCCACCACACCAACAGGUCUAACUUCCACAACAGCGACCGCAACGCUGACAGCAACUACACUGCGUGAGAGGAUACAGGUGUCUUUCGGUGCCUCACAGGAGAAAACAAAUCUCAUUUCAGCGGCUUUUAUCCACCGCCUCAAACAGAGAGUGCAGCAACGGCGAGAGGAUGUAACAAUCAGUAAUGAGAGGCUCGUAAGUGAGGAUGGAUUGUCGUCUUCGUCGGAAGAGGGAGAAGGAGAAGAGGAACGAAUAGAAUUUCAGACCACAAGGCGUUUCAAGCCGAGACGCCCAAGGGCACCCUCCAUCUCUAGAAGAACUCAUCUUCUUUCACAUCAUCGAGGUAGCCUGGGGAGUAACAGCACCACCUCACCCAAACUGACGACCAGCCUAGCGGCACUGUCCCUACGAUCGUCUCCACCGCCACCACCAGCCCCACCCUGCACAAAACGACAUCAUCUUCCACCUCCAACACCUGUGCUGAAGACCCUAUGUCAGGAGGCGGAGGAUCUGCUCCCAAUGACAUCAACAUCUGCCACUUUGACUCCUCCCCUUCCUCCUACUUCCACUUCGUCUGCCUCCUUUAAGAGACGCGUCAACUUUGCUGACACAACUCAAGUGGAUGGGAUAAUCUCACCGACGCAGUCACAAACUCGAUCAUUGGAAGAGGUCGAGGGAGUGGUAAAGAUUAAACCAGCGAUUAAGAAGGCGGAUGUAAAGGACGGGGAUGCUGCGGUGAAUGGAAAACGAUCAAUCUCCCAACGAUCCGUCGCAUUCGUAGACGAAAUCGACUCCAAAUUAUGCAGCAUCGACAAGGAUACCGGAGGGAAAAAGAUGAACUAA
Hydatigera taeniaeformis is the source of this 948-nucleotide messenger RNA. NCBI's taxonomy places the organism in Eukaryota, Metazoa, Platyhelminthes, Cestoda, Cyclophyllidea, Taeniidae. The record is from the annotation of a GenBank genome assembly.